UUUUAAGUGCUUUCAGGUCACACUUUCUGGUGCAAUCGAAAGAAUGAGCUUAACUAAGGCCAUAUUUCUGCUCAGCCUUUUUGCUGUUUUUCUGACCCCCCGGGAAACUGAGGCCCAGGCAACUAUUAAAGACGAGUGGAGCAAGCUGAGCAAGUGCACUCAGGUGGCCAUCGAAACGUUUUCCAAUCUGGCCAACAAAGUUGUUCCGACAGUCUACGAACUAAUGAAGUGCUCGAGAUUCGUGUCUUUGGAUCCGCCAAUCGGAAAACGUCGAAAAGUUACCUGGUACUUGAAAGUCGUCUACGAAUUCUUCAAGAGAAUAGUCUUUGACGAACCGAAAUGUCUGCACGAUCUGCUGAACAAGAUUGCCAAGGAAAUCAAACCAUAUGCAGAGCAAAUCGGCGGACUUGGCUGCUUGGACGAUGAUGAUUUUAUCAUUUAAAAACCAAAGAAUUUACAUUUUACUUCAAUAAAUCAAGAGCAUACGAGGGUCGUUCAUGUCAGCAAAAACUUGUAUUUGUAAAUAGCAAAAUAAAAGCUUAAUCUAAAUGUGAAUAAAGUAAAAUAUAAUUUUAGCAACGUUUCACAAAACAAA
This is a messenger RNA of Drosophila rhopaloa, 595 nucleotides long. RefSeq lists its product as uncharacterized. Lineage: Eukaryota; Metazoa; Arthropoda; Insecta; Diptera; Drosophilidae. Bases 44 to 442 code for a protein of 132 amino acids. The record is from RefSeq and is a predicted model, not a curated record. The transcript is spliced from 2 exons.